Messenger RNA from Penicillium brasilianum, 2865 nucleotides. The record is from the annotation of a GenBank genome assembly. NCBI's taxonomy places the organism in Eukaryota, Fungi, Ascomycota, Eurotiomycetes, Eurotiales, Aspergillaceae.
CCAAUCCUCCCCCGACCUUCUGCCAUUGGCGAGACAUUCGCUUUCCUUCAUGUCGCUGCUGGGCCUGCACAUUCGCAAUGAAUGGCUAUGAAGCUAAAGGCCUCAAUGAGGAUGCCUUUGGGGACAAGGGUAAACUGUCAGGGCUAAAGACCUUCGACGCUUUCCCUAAAACCAAAGCAUCCUAUACAACACCCACCACCCGCGGCGGCCAAUGGACCGUUCUAAUUCUCGCCAUCUGCACGCUCUUCAGCUUCUACGAGCUCAAGACCUGGUGGCACGGCACAGAACAACAUAAUUUCAGUGUGGAAAAGGGUGUCUCACACCAACUCCAGCUCAACCUCGACAUAGUCGUCCACAUGCCUUGCGACACCCUACGCGUCAACAUCCAAGACGCCGCCGGCGACCGCAUCCUCGCAGGCGAACUCCUCCAGCGCGAAGAAACCUCGUGGAAUCUGUGGAUGCAGAAGCGCAACUACGGAUCGCACGAGUACCAGACGCUCAGCCAUGAGGAGGCUGAUCGGUUGAGCGCGCAGGAGGAGGAUGCACAUGUACACCAUGUUAUGGGUGAAGUGCGGCGCAAUCCGAGGCGCAAGUUCGCGAAGGGCCCUCGGAUGCGAUGGGGGGAGAAGUCGGAUGCUUGUCGGAUUUAUGGGAGUUUGGAGGGGAACAAGGUGCAAGGGGAUUUCCAUAUCACGGCGCGUGGACACGGAUAUCGGGAAUUGGGGGAGCAUUUGUCGCAUGAGACAUUCAACUUCUCCCACAUGAUCACUGAGCUCUCCUUCGGCCCACAUUACCCAAGCCUCCAAAACCCCCUCGACAAAACCAUCGCCGAAAGCGAGAUCCAUUACCACAAAUUCCAAUACUUCCUCUCCGUCGUCCCAACCCUCUACACAAAAGGCCGCUCCGCCUUCAACGCCUACACCCUCAACCCUUCCUCCCUCGAAGUCCGCCAAACCCGUAAUGCAGUCUUCACAAACCAGUACGCGGCAACCAGCCAGUCCGGUCCAAUCCCCGAAUCCCCUUACCUGGUUCCGGGUAUCUUUUUCAAGUAUAACAUUGAGCCGAUCUUGUUGCUGGUCAGCGAGGAGCGGACGGGGUUCUUGAAUUUGAUGAUUCGGUUGAUCAAUACUGUUUCUGGGGUGCUCGUUACUGGAGGUUGGCUUUAUCAGAUUUCCGGUUGGGUGGGUGAGAUUUUGGGGAGAAGGAGGAGGCAGACUGAGGGUGUUUUGACGGGGAAGCAUUAUUCGGAUUGAUAGGAGUUCUAUCUUUUGGAUUUGUUUGAAUUUUGAUGUCUUUUUUUCUCUUACUUCUAUUGCAUUGUACUGAGUAUAGGAAUUCAUUGCAUUCGUCUUUCCUGUUGAGUAGAACUACUGUCUGCGUAUGCCGAUUGCGAGUUUGUUAUCAUUGUCAUGAGAACAGAGCACCAUCUUGAGGUUUGCUCGGUCUAUUGUACCAAUAUAUGAGAUCAUGUCUCUGGUGAAGCAGCAUAGACAAGGCCAACCUAUAUAGAUCCCUGCCAAAAGGUUGUAUUGAUAAAAUAAUUCGUGGUAUAUAUAACAUGAAUACGCCUCCACCCUGUCAACCCAUACUUCAUACCCACCCGUUCCAUGAAAGACACAGACUACACAAUACACAACGAAGCCUCAAACCUCAAAGAUCUGUCCCAAAGCCAAACCAGGACCCUCAGCCCCGGCCCGGCUAUCAACCAGGUCCAGACGCCAGCCCUGCCAGUCCCGAAGCUUACGCUUAAUCUCACGCACCCACUCCACCCGCUUGCGUGCCUCUUCCUCGGCUUGGGCACGCGCAAACUCUGCCUCGUCGAAUUCAUCUUCCAGGUUUUCUUCGGACAGGAGCUCGAGACUACCGCGGGUGGCGGGGUGCGGUGGGUUCGAUGAACCGGCGCGAGCACGGUUCCCACCCGUGAAAGCGGCAAAGCCACUAGACAACACAUCGGACAGGGACGAGUGCUGCUGUUGCAGUGCCAUACUUCUCCGGCGGGCGUGAUCGGGUCGACCACCGACUAGAUCGACAUCGUCAAAGGCGUUUGCCGCAGCAUCGCCUCCAGACUCGGGUCCCUCGUCAGGAUAUUGCUGGCCAGCCAACUCCGAGCGCUUGUCUUGCCAAACACCACGACGCAGAUCAAAGUUCUCGCCUUCCAAUUCGCGAAUACGGCGCUCAAGACGCUGGCGCUCUUCAUCUUCAAGUUCGUCGAGGGCCUCGUCAUCUGUGCCACCGGCAUCACGCUUGCGCGUGCGAUCACGCUCUUCGCGAAGUCGAAGGUUCUCAUUUUCAAUGCUGGCGAGCUUCUUCCGUAGCACUGCGGUUUCUUUCUCUGCCUUUUCGCUCUCGCGCAGCCGGGUUUGGUGCCGAGAUUCUGAUUCUUUGUGCAGGUUGCUCAGUGCCACGAGUUUCUUGUCCAGAGUCUCGAUCUUCUUUUCUCCUUCAACCUUUUCAUUCUUUAGCUCUUCCACUUCGCGCUGCAGCGAUUUGAUCAGGGUUUCGGUAGAUGUCUUGUCCACGCCUUCCUUGACGGCUUUCUCUGAUGCGCGGGUAAGGGCUUGUUUUGUGUCAUUGAGUUCACGCUGUAACUUCUCAAUAGCGGCCUGGCUCUCCGAUAGCUUCUCUUCAAGGGCAGUCACCUGGGCCUCAUGCGCGCUGUUCGAAGAUUGCUGCAACGUCACCUGGGCGCGCAGGUUCGAGAUCUCUAGUUCCAUAGCCUCAAUAGUGGCGGAUUUGGACUCUAAUUGGCAGACAAGAUCUGCUGGUGGUGAUUUUGACGUCCCAGGCACGGAAGCACUAGCAUUAUUGCGGUGUGACCUGGACUGGAGCUGUGAGUUUUGCCGUUGUAGAGAGGCAAUCUCCUCG